AAUAAAAAUUGUGACGUGAUUUAUUACAAGCUUAUAAUUAGCUUCAUUUUAUUAAUGUGACAGUUUUUAUUGUAAAAUAAAAUGUCAUUCUUUUAUUAGAAAAUCCAAAAGCGCCCCGCUCGCUUUAAUUAAUCUAUUCCAAUUCAAAUUCGUUCGUCAGCAGUUAGAUAAGUAAACAAGAUUUGAUCGAAAACAGAUUGAGAGAUGAUAACUGAAGGACGGAUCGGGAUUGUGUUUGGAUAAGGCAACUAUAUCGGUGUAAAAUCAUAUUGACAAAAUUUGUAUUCUCAAUCUAAGUGCUGCCUUGAUUAGAUAAUUAUACAUUAAAAAUUACAAAUUAAAUUGGGAUUAAGUACCUUUCUACUUUCAAUACUUCAUUAUAUUCAAUUGAAACUACUGAUUAAAAGUCAUAUUCUAGUACACCACAAACUGUCACAACACUAUAAAUGUCAUUCGUCGAAUCGUCGACGACCGCCGAUUGUUUGCUAAUUUUUUUGUAAAAAUAUUUUAGUUCAAUUUUUACAAUGGACGAUCGGUUGUUUAAUGUUAAUUCAUUUAUUUACACUUUUACUUUAACGUAAACAUGGUGCUUUGUAUUUAGAACGUUGUGUUAAUUUAUUUUUUAUCGAUGUUGAUCAAAAUGAUACCAGGGAUUCACUCACAACAAAGGAAUCCUCUCGUUUUUUUGGAUAUCUCAAUAGAUGGGGAAUACGCCGGGCGUAUUGUAAUAGAGCUGAGGAGCGAUGUGGUGCCAAAGACAGCGGAGAACUUCCGAGCUUUAUGUACGGGAGAAAAAACCAUUACCACCAAUGGAAAACCUUUACAUUUUAAGGGCUCAAAAUUUCAUAAAGCGAUAGCACAAUUCAUGGUGCAAGGGGGAGACAUAGUGAACGGCGAUGGUACAGGCGGCGAAAGUAUUUACGGGCCCACAUUCGAAGAUGAGAACUUCAUCUUGAAGCAUGAAGAAGGCGUGCUAAGCAUGGCGAAUAGAGGCCGGCCGCACACCAAUGGCUCACAGUUCUGCAUCACGACUGUCGAGUGUCCGCAACUGGACGGCACCAAUGUUGUCUUUGGGCGGGUGCUGGCCGGGCUAGGACUGGUGCAUGAGAUCCAGGCGUGUAGCGAGGACACCAGGCCCACUGUGGAGUGCAUGAUAGUGGACUGCGGCGAGAUCGAGGGCGAAUGGGACACGCGCUGCUGCGACGGCACGCCCGACCACCUGCCUGAUUACCCCGCUGAUAUGCCGCGCCUGCAUCUCUUGCCGAUAGAGCAGCUAAUGUCCAGUAUUAAAGACGUAAAGUGCAGCGGGAACCUAUUAUUCAGCUCGGCGCGGUACAAAGCCGCCGCGCGAAAGUACCGCAAAUGUCUGCGGUACGCGGAACACGCGUGCGAUAUCUUGCAACGGGAGUGCGCGGAACAACAGUACACUUUCGGCGAGGUGUUAGCGACGUACGCGCAGCAGUGCCACCUCAACCUGGCCGCCUGCUACAUGAAGCUGGAAGACUACGCCGCCUGCAUCAAGAGCUGCUCCGAGGUACUAGAAACUGACGGUCGGAACGAGAAAGCGCUUUACCGGCGAGGCCAAGCGAACUUCGCCCUUAAGAACUACGACGCAGCGCUCUCGGACCUCAAGCAAGCCGACAAGGCGUCCCCCAACAACAAGGCGAUCCAGAAACUUCUAGAAGAGGUAAGAACCUCCAACAAGAUCUACAACGACAUUCAAAAACAACGGCUGUCAAAAUUUUUUCGUGACCAAAAAGAGAAGAGCCUCGCAAUCGGGCAUAACUGAGCUAAGACUGAAGGUAGUUAUAUAUAAUUUUGGUAUUUGAAAGACUGUGUCCUUACUGAUCCGUGGACUCGUCGACCGACUAGUCGUUCGUUAUUAAUUUUCUUGUUCUGUUCUGUGGAGAUAAUUUAUAAUUUAAAUCAAUUAGUUGGUCAAGGAGUCGUCGGAGCGUGCAUGGUUGUAGCGGCCUCAAGACAUGGGUGCUUUUUUAAAAGUAUUAGCUUUUUAACAAAAAUAAGAGGUGUGUUGUUUUGGUCGACCAAGUUUGUAGACUGUAGUUGAACUUUGACAUGACUGUAAGGGGGUGGCUACACGGAUUUGAUAGUUAUUUGACCAAUAAAAGUUGUUAUUUUGCCUUAUUACUGUUUACUUUCUAUUACAUCCUUUUUUUUUCUCAUCUUAGUCCUAUUUCAUUCCUGGAUGUUCCAAUUUUCAUCAAAAUGAAAUUAUACUUGUAUUCAAAUCCACGUAAACGUAAACAAAUGCGUAAUUAUGCCUUUGUGAAGCUAAAUUCACUACGAUGGUAAUUUUAUUGGUCAAAUUUAUCAAACCGAUUUUGAGACAGACCUCAUGUAGCUACCCUCCCCAUCAUUUACUCCAGUUUGGCCAAAAUGUUCUAAUGUUGUAUUUAAGUACUGUUGUGUUUAUAACUGCUGAUCUAGAAUAUCUAAACUCGAAAUUAUCCUGAAUGUUUGGUUUACUUUAUUUUUAAAUAACUGUAACAAAUUCUCUUUAUAAUUUUAGAGUAUCCUCUUUUAGACAAUGCCCCUUGCCAAACCAAACUCAUCGGCACAGGUCAAUUAAUUUGAACCUCGAAUUAUGAUAUCGCACACUCACUGCGGGCGCCCGUCGCACAGUCGCGACAGCAAUAUAUUUACGCGAGAGCGAUAAGGAUGGGUAGCUUGGGGUCAUUGGACAAAAUUCUACGUGCUCACGGACCAGACUAUAGAUGGAUUGAAAUACCUGACAUAAGCUUCCACGCCUUUUAUUUGUUAUAAUAUUGUAGCUAAAUUUUGGUUCGGCCGAAUCGUGUGUGCGAAAAAAGUAAUUAGUUUAUGUGAAAAAAGAAAUACACUGCCAUUGUUACUAAAUUAAUUAAUUAGAGAAAAUGAUUAGGCUUUAAUAAAAAUUGUGAUUCUUUUUAUUUGGUUAUGCAAGACCAAUUUUUAGUAAAUUUUUUGAUACGUAAUUAUAUCAUUCGCGUGUCUUUUGAUUGUGUUGCAUUAGGGAACGUGUCGACUACGGUACUAUGGAUAAGAAAUUGGGGCUUGCUAGCUAGGCAGAGACUAGUGCUCGGCUCAUAGAUUAGUUAACGAUCGUUUGAACUCGUACACGUGCCAGCAAAAAUGAGCCCAAUUAUCUAAACUUUUGAAGCCAACAGUGUAAAUUUUUCUGCGUUACUUCUUUAAGCUAUUGGGGACCAGUAAAUCAUAACAACUUCGUGCGCGAAAUUAGAAAAAAAGUUCUUCUCCAAUAAUUUAAGAAUAAGGUAGGAGCCUAGUUUAAAAGUCGUCGGAUCUGAUAGUCAUAUGGCAAAAAGACUACCGUAUCUGGUACCGUAAUAUGGAAUGGUCGAUUUAUACAUGAUUUAGUUAUAGAAAUGCUAGAAAUCAGACAAGAAUUUGAAAAGUAUCUCAUUAAUGUAAAUAUUUUAAAAGAACGCACAAACCGUAUCAUUUUACAAGGAUCAAUAAUAGAUUUUCAGGGUCACAGAUGUGAUCUAAGAUGAGCCUGUCAUUUUUAUUUAACACUUGAUAUAAAAUCUGUUAAAUUGUAUUUAACGUAUAUUAUCAAUAACAUCCGAAUAAGAUCUGUAUCUCAACCCAAACCUACUCUUGAGAUCGUCAGGAAAAAGUAAAUCAUGUUUUGUAAUUUUAUUAUUACACAAAACGUUACUUUUCUCGUAAAUUAGAGUUCAAUCUCUGCAAACAUCAGUUAAAUCGAUCGAUGGUGUUCAUUUCGUGGGUUUGUGUAAUAAUAUUGAACCAUAAGUUUACUACGUUUGCCCUAGGUCAAGUACGGCAUAGCUUUAAAGUUAUUAUUUAAUAUGAACAAUAUUUUAAGUAAUAUUUUCUUAUUUUUUUACCUUUUUAAGUUCUUGUUAUGUGCAAACGCCAUUGGUGCAAUGAAUUGUGUUAAGUUUAAGUACCUAACUAAGCAAUGACAAUAUUUGACGAAGAAAAUAUCACCGUAGAAGUUGUGAGUCACACGAACAAUACAAUUGGUUUAUUUCGAGUAGGUACUAUGACAAUUAGUACAAACGGAUGAUAAAAUAUUCUCGUAGGUAGUUGAAAUAGUGUGUGCUCCCAAAACAUUGUCACAACGUCAGCCAUAAAAUGUAAAUCCUUGAAUGUACAGUCCCUAAUCCCUAUAUGAACUUGAACGUGCUAACCGACCCCGGUUUUGAAUCAGUACAUCAUAAACUUUAUCUAAUUUUGACAACUAGCUCAGAAACUGGUUUUGCAUUAAAUAUUGAUGAAUAUGAAUCGCUCUGAAAUACCAAAUAACUAUGCCGUGUGCAAUGCGGUUCUUAUGAAUGUUAUACUAUAAGAGAUAAAUGUCGUGACUGUGUUCAUUAUUAUUAGAGAAUAUUUAAGUACAGUUUUCGUUAAUGUUAACGAAUCGACCCCUGACAGCAAUUGUAGAAUAAUCACCACAGACAAGAUUUCAUUUGUUUCGGUAAUUUCCAAAGAACUCGAAUCAGACUUUUGAAGAGUACGGCGAUUCUCCUCUGAUCGCCAACGUAGCAAUGUGAACAUAAGUAGAAAAACUUGCUAAUAACGCCCAUUAAGUGCAUGUUGACAAGGUUUUUGUAAAUAUUACCAAAUUGUUGUCUUGGCCCCAAGAAACAAAUUACGAAAAUUGUUUAAAAAUAUUAAUGGAUGUUCGCCAUAUUUGUAAAUAAUGUAAUAUAAUAUAGUUAUAAUGUGUAACAAAUCAAUGAAUCAAAUCCGUAUUUUUACAAUGUCUCCACUAUACUGAAAAUUAGAGAAAAUCAAUUAAUAUCCUGACAUAAAAUGACGUAAAUUAAAAAAUCGCUGAAUAAACUGUAUGUAUGGAAUGGGUAUUUGUAUGUGGAUUGUAAGAUUUGUAAGUUAUUGUAUGAUAUUAUAGUCGUAAUUUAUUGUAAGGAUAUGGUAUGACUUGCGACGGGAUUCACUCCGUUGCCGUAUUUUUGAGUCUGUCUCUGUCGCUCAUUUCGUUGUCGUUGCGAAUGAAAUGAUGACAAGAUUCGAAAAGCGGUCGAUUUUAUUAUGAGCACAUAUUCUGAAAAAAUUCAAUACAAGAACUAAAAAAUCCGGCCAAAAUCACGUCGUUUGUUCUAACCAAUGUAGAUAUUAAUUUGUACUUACGCGGUACAUCCAGACACCGAGUACAUAAUAGGCUCGUAGGUGUGCGCUCACACUAAAAUAAGCUGAUGACUCGCCAAAAUAUCUUGUCUAUUCAGGAACACACUCCAUAAACUGGUUUGUUUAUUCAAAUUCAACAAAUAAUAUUUUAUAUAGAAUAGACUUCUUUCCCAAUUCUACUUUUCAUACCUCUUUUUCGAAUUCUCCCAACCUAGCACUGUGCACAUGUAGCAUGUAGCCAACCCAUUUUGAAGAAGCCUAGACACUGCAUAACAUACUGAGUUGGCGCAACUGUACGUCGCAAUGCAUAGUGUUAUCCAUUUGUAAGCAUUCAUAGGCUAGACGUUUUUUUUCUUUAUUUAUUUGUGGCUUUCAUCCACACUGAUAUGUCAGCCCCAUUGUAUCUUCACAACCCAAUGAUCCCAAGCUACCCAUCCUUAUCGCUCGCGCGUAAUUAUGUUGCUGUCGCGCUCGCACACACACUCACUGCGGGAGCCCGUCGCAGAGUCGCGACAGCAAUAUAAUUACGCGCGAGCGAUAAGGAUGGGUAGCUUGGGGUCAUUGGACAAAAUUCUACGUGCUCACAGACCGGGCUUUAGACAUACUGUGGUGUGCUAUCCUCGAGCCCAAAAGCCAUUUCUCACAUUAUGUACUCGGUGGUGAGAGCUGUUGUCACACGGCAUACGUACGACUGAUUAGCGUAGUUUUUAUACGAUGUGAUGAUAAUACAAUACGGUAUGGUAAUAUACGUCAAUUUUA
Ostrinia furnacalis (Asian corn borer) is the source of this 5895-nucleotide messenger RNA. It is a transcript of the gene Cyp40, whose product is annotated as Cyclophilin 40. NCBI's taxonomy places the organism in Eukaryota, Metazoa, Arthropoda, Insecta, Lepidoptera, Crambidae. Gene Ontology annotation, cellular component: cytoplasm; mitochondrion. The record is from RefSeq and is a predicted model, not a curated record. Gene Ontology annotation, biological process: protein peptidyl-prolyl isomerization; protein folding. The coding region runs from base 629 to 1789 and encodes 386 amino acids. The transcript has 8 exons. Gene Ontology annotation, molecular function: protein binding; peptidyl-prolyl cis-trans isomerase activity; cyclosporin A binding.